AGGAAUGUGACCGGCCCGUCGCCGGAAGAUCUCCUUCCCGGCGGGGCCGCACGCCGGGAGGAGUAUUGGGAGAACGCGACCUUGCGCUGGAACGUGGACCCCAGCAUGUCGGAGCUCCACAACAUGCGCAGGCGUGCUGGCUACGAGCAUUUGGCCACCACGACCCGGUAUGGCGACACCUGCUGUGCCUCCUGCGGCUCCAUCGACACUGCCAAGCUAGUCCGGGGCACAGGCUUCUACGCCGUGGCAUCUGCCGAGUCCAUGCAGGACCACGGCAUCGGAGAUGGGCACUAUUGCACGCAGGAUGCCUCCCCGCAUCGUGGAACCCAAGGAAUGGGAUGCCUGUCUUGCGCCAAGGGCAAGUUUCUGCCGGCCCACCCCUUUUCCUACCCUCUCUGGGCACAGCCGGGCGCCGGUAUCUUCGAGCGGGAGAUCAAAAUCGUGGUCGCGGACACUUGCCCGCAUCAUGGCAAUGAGGCCUGGUGCCCUGCCCGACAGGGUCGCGGGAACGAGUUCGGCGUGAAGCACCACUUCGACUUUGCGAAUCCGCCGGCCAAGUAUGACAACUACUACUUCGUGUGGACGAAGAUUGAGUGCCCGGGCCGACUGAAGCGCCGCUAUGCGCAGCACAGCAGGUUUCGGGUGGAGUUCUUGGAGAACUCGAACACCCUCCUGCUGGGACAGGUCAAGUCGGUUGACAAAGAAAACGCAGGUCAUCAGGGCACUGCAAGACUUGGAUGGACUAUGCUCCCGGAGCUUCAUGGUGCCAGAGCACUGCCCGUAACACAUCCGUUGCCUUUCACCCGCCUGGGCUCCUUUGACUCAGCCCUGACUGGCACCUCCUUCCUGGUUUGCACCCAGGUGUGCGGGGUAGUGACUGCGACUGCAAGUAUCGCCGUCCGCACACGGCGCGUGAGCGUACGGCGUUGCGCGAUGAAGCGGAUCAAGCGGGUCGCAGUGGUUGGGGGCACCCAUGGCAAUGAGCUCUCUGGCGUCAUCUUGGUACGCUCCUGGAUGCGAAAGCCGAGCUUCUCCGAAUUCAAAUCGCUUCAUGUGGACACCUUCCUCGCCAACGAAGAGGCUGUGCAGCGCUGCCAGCGCUUCGUGGACGAGGACCUGAACCGAUGCUUCGCAAAGUCGAGGCUUUCCCGGGACGGGGCCGACAGCGAGGGGUCGGAGCCGAAGCGCGCCCGGGAAAUCAACUUAAGGAUUGGGCCAAGAGGCUCGGAAACUGCGUCGGAUUUGUGCAUAGACCUGCACAACACCACUUCCAACUUUGGAAGUGGCAUCAUCAUCACCAACACUUCCUCGCCGGACCUUCACUGGAGGCUGCAGCUUUGCGCCCGGCUUGCCCGUGACUGCCCAGACGUCCACGUUGUCUUCGAUUGUGUGGGCGAUAGCUCUGACGAGCCCUUCUUGCCCCUCGUAGCCAAGACGGAUCUGACCUUCGAGGUGGGGCCCCAGGCGCACGGCACCAUCGUCGCCGAGGUGCUCCGCAGACAGCAACAGCUUGUCCUGGGCACGCUGGACUUCCUGGAGCGCUACAACGCCGGGCAGCUGUCAGAGGAAGAGAGGAGGGCAAAGACCAUCGAG
Molecule: messenger RNA, 1593 nt
Organism: Symbiodinium necroappetens
Lineage: Eukaryota; Dinophyceae; Suessiales; Symbiodiniaceae
Source: the annotation of a GenBank genome assembly